Messenger RNA from Rotaria sp. Silwood1, 924 nucleotides. Lineage: Eukaryota; Metazoa; Rotifera; Eurotatoria; Philodinida; Philodinidae. The record is from the annotation of a GenBank genome assembly.
AUGCGUAAAAAUCCAGGUUCCAUCUAUUUUAUUGCAUUCAAUAUCGCCAAUAUUCUUUUAAUAUGGAAUGUUCUCGUUCCAUAUGUUUAUCUUCACUGGACUGGUUUUGAUCUUACUAUAUUCAAUCUCAUCUAUUGUCGGUUUCGACUAUAUCUAUUAAAUGUGUUAAUGAUAUUACCACCAUCCUAUUUAAUUUUAUCUUCAAUUGAUCGAACUUUAAUUACUUCUCGUAAUGCUUUGACAAGACAACGAAGCACUCGACAUUUGGCCUUGUGGUCAAUUAGUGGAAUAACUCUUCUAUGGCUUCUCUACUAUUCUCACAUUUGGUUUCUUGUCAAUAUUCAAUCACCUGCUCCUGGUGUUUCUAUCUGUUUUUACAAAUCUGGUGUCUAUUCUAUGUUUAUGAGCUAUUCUACGAUGACAGUAACUGGUUUUUUGCCACCCCUUGUAAUGGCGAUCUUUGGCAUAUUGACAAUAAGAAAUUUUCGACAAGUUCAAGUUCAUUGUACUUCAAAUGAAUCUAAUACUACUGGUCCAUUAUCAUCGAAAGAUCGCCAAUUAACUAUUAUGUUAUUAUUUGAAGUUCUUAUUUUUAUUAUCUUUUCAUUGAUAGGAUCGAUCCUUUUUGUCUAUACACAAAGAAUUCCAAAUGAAAGUAAAACUAUAGAACAACAAGCUUUGGAUUUUUUUCUUCUUGAUUUUGGUUUAAAUCUCGUAUUUAUACAAGCUUCAACAAGUUGCUACUCAAAUUUCAUCGUUUCAAAAAGUUUUCGCCAAAAUAUUCAAAAACUUAUUUGGAAAAUAAUCCCUGAUCAUUGCCGUCGAAAAUUGGAGAAUCAUUGGCCAAAUAUGGCGCCAAAUUCAUUAAAUAUAACUGCUACGGCUGGAACAGCUCAGACGCGCACACAACUUGUACAUAAAUGA